Molecule: messenger RNA, 3569 nt
Organism: Girardinichthys multiradiatus
Lineage: Eukaryota; Metazoa; Chordata; Actinopteri; Cyprinodontiformes; Goodeidae
Exons: 2
Coding region: 119-3136 (1005 amino acids)
Molecular function (GO): GTP binding; ATP hydrolysis activity
Source: RefSeq, a predicted model, not a curated record
UGAAGAUAUAUUCUCCACCAGCCUUCUGGUCAGGUCAGGACCUCCUGCUGUCCACCAGCUGAGAACAAGAACCAACAAAGUUGGGACUUUGACAAGAGUGAUUGUUGGUGAGAAAAACAUGUACAAACCCAAUAAAACCAUUUUGCUUGUUGGUGAGACAGGAAGAGGAAAACCUGCUCUGAUCAACUCUCUGGUGAACUACAGCAUUGGAGUGAAGUUUGAGGAUGGAGUGAGGUUCCAGAUUGUGGAGGAGGAGGAGAGAAGUCAGUCAGAGAGUCAGAACUUAGAUGUGGUUGUCUAUGAGAUCUUUGGGUUUAAAAAUCAAACUAUGCCGUUCUCUUUGACCAUCAUCGAUACUCCUGGAUAUGGAGACACCAGAGGGAUCCAACAUGAUGAUGAAGUCAGUCAAAAGUUAUUCAGCUUGUUUCAGUCAAAGGAUAUAGUUCAUGAACUUCAUGCAGUGGGUCUGGUGAUGAAGGCCGAUGAUAAUGUAGUCGGGGAUCGACUGAAGUACAUCUUUAAUUCAGUCGUUUCUCUGUUUGGGGCAGAAAACUCUGUAGCUCUGAUUACACACUCUGAUGGAAUGCCACCACAUGAUGUCCUUGAAGCCCUAGAAAAGGCAAAUAUUGGAUGUUUAAAGGAAAACAAAAAUGAGAUGAUUUACUUUGUGUUCAACAACCAACAGAAGACACAGAGAACUCACAAAAAUGCCUUUGGCUUGGAGAUGGCUUGGAGAGUAGCAAUGACUGGACUAACUGCAUUUACAAGGUUCCUCACGACAACCCAACCCAAAAACCUGACAGCAAUGUUUGAAGUGUUGGCAGAACGGGCCAGACUGGCAGCCUGUGUCCAAAACCUACAGGACAGAAUCCGAUUCACUGAAUUAAAGCAAAGAGAUGUUCAUCUGAUUCCAGAGGAUCUCAACAAACAAGGAGAAGAAAGGAAAACCGAGCAGUUCACUGUUACAGUUACUGAAGCCUUCAAAGACACAGAACCAAUCCGAACAGGACCGUCUGGGCAGGUCUUUGAAGCCGCUGUCUGCUGUCCGAUCUGUGAGGAAAACUGUCACUAUCCUGGAUGUACAAUGGGCUUAGGUCCACAACAGUGUGAAGUCAUGAAAGAUGGAAACUGUACUUCAUGCAGCAACAAGUGUCCUGCAUCAUAUCAUGUUAAAGACAACCUGAAGUAUGUGAUCAGAACCAGAAAAGUCCAACUCACAGAAAGAGCAGUGGCACAGAAGUUUAAACACAAUCAGGGAAUGAGUCCAAGCCAGUGGAGCCUUUCUCAAAAUCUUUUGAAACAAAUGGACCAACUGUCAGCAGAGAAGUUGCACCUGUUGGAUCAAGCCUACCAUCAUGUGGUCAGACUGGAUCAGAUCAGAUCAGUGACAGUUAACUUUGGAUCUACUCAUGUUCUACUGGACUUCCUGAUCAAGAAGAUGAAGGAGAAGGGAGAUGAAGCAAAGCUGAAGAAACUGGAGGAGAUAAACAAUAAGAUGGAUGACAGAACCAGAGCAGCUCUGCUGGGCAAGAUGAGAUGCAUCACAUCGGCUCAUGAGGAGAUCAUCUCAGACAGUUUUCCAGUCCAUCCAGGACCUCCUGCUGUCUACCAGCUGAGAACAAAGAAAGAGAAGUUUGGGACUCUGACCAGAGUCAGUGUUGGUCAAAAAGAUGCGAAGAAGCCAAAUAGAAACAUCUUAUUAGUUGGUGAAACAGGAGCAGGAAAAUCUACUCUGAUCAAUGUUCUGCUCAACUACAGCAUGGGAGUACAGUUUGAGGAUGAAGUCUGGUUUCAGAUCACAGAGGAGGAGGAGAGAAGAUAUCAGAUAGAAAGCCAAACUUCAGAUGUGAUCAUCUAUGACAUCUUUGAAAGUCACACUCUGCCGUUCUCUCUGACCAUCAUUGAUACUCCUGGGUUUGGAAACAGCAGAGGGAUUGAAAAGGAUGUUACUGUCAGAGAAAGGUUGAUGGACCUGUUUCAGUCAAAUGAUGGAGUUCAUGAACUUCAUGCCGUGGGUCUGGUGAUGAAGGCCAAUGAGAACCGACUGAAUGACCGCCUGAUGUACAUCUGUGACUCAGUCAUGUCUCUGUUUGGGAAAAACAUGGAGAAAAACAUUGUAGUUCUGGUCACACACUCAGAUGGAACAACACCUGAAAAUGUUCUUCAGGCCCUUGAAGCUACAAAGACCAAAUGUGCCAGAGAUGAGAAGAACCAGCCUGUUCACUUCCUGCUGGGAGGUAAACAAACCUUAAAGAGAGACACAACAGAGAAAGCAGCAGCUCUGAAAUACUCCUGGGAGUUCUCCUACAAACAGUUGAGCCAUCUAAGCCAGUACCUCACAAGAUCCAAACCCCAGACACUGGUAACAACCAUAGAAGUUCUGAAUGAUCGGAUCAAACUGACGGCCUGCAUUCAGAACCUGCAGGAAAGAAUCCAGCUGAUAGACCUGAAACAGACAGAAAUCAGACGGAUGAGGGAAGCUCUGAAGAACCAUGAAGAAGAGAUGAAGAGGAACAUAAAGUUCACUGUAGAAGUUGAUGAGGUCUACCAACAUCAACAGCAUUUUAAUGGUGGGAUGUGGGGGCUGGUGUUUUACAACGCAGCUGUCUCUUGUUUUCACUGUAAGAGAACCUGUCACUAUCCAUGUACCAUGGCCUGGUCUCCUGACUCCUGUCAGGUCAUGAUAGAUGGUUUCUGUACCGUUUGUCGUUGUCAUGCUUCAGCUCAUGUGAAACAAGAGUGGAGAUAUAAUUCCAGAACAAGGAGAGUGCAGAAGACCCUGGAAGAUGUGAAGAGGAGAUAUGAAACCAACAAGGCAGAAUGUAAGAAGAAGUCGGGUCUUUUGGAAAGUCUUGAAACGGAAAGCAGAAAACUGUCAGCAGAGAGGUCCCAGCUGACUGAUGAGGCCUAUUACCAUGUUGUCAGACUGGAGCAGAUCGCCCUCAGAGAGGAUUCACUGUCCACCUGUAUCCUCCUGGACGUCCUGAUUGACCAGAUAAAGCAGAAGAAAGAUACUUGGAAGGUCCAGAAACUGGAGGAGAUGAGAAGCAGAAUGGAUGAAGAUAAGAGAAGAUUAGGGCUGCUAUACAUGGCUUCUGCAUUCUCAGACAGUAAAAAGAAAAAGGGAAGAUUUUAGUUGAGAUAAAAAGGUAAAGAAACAAAAUCUGGCCCAAUGUCACCACUUCAUUGUUCCUUCAGCCUGACACCAAACCCUGUAAACAUCUGAGUCUUUGUUCCUGGCGGUUAAUUAGGUGCCGAGUCUCUUAACGAACUCAGAUCUUCACCACAUCUUUGAUCAUCUCUGCAAAGAAGCUGCAGCCUUCAGUUCAUCAUCAUUAUUUCUGACCACUUCACUAUAAACUCAGACAUAAUUAACUUAGUCAUAGCUUUAUUUCUAUUUAUUAUACAGAUUGUUUAGAUUUUCAUUCUGAAUGUUGGGUCCAUUUCUACAAUAAUUAAUCAGUUAAAUGUUUGACAAGAAAGAUUUGAGGUUCUUUGAUGUGUUGCUUGAUAUUUUAGAACAUAGAAUAUAGUUUUCUACAAAAUAACAGACUCUGAUUUCCUUCCAA